Molecule: messenger RNA, 1327 nt
Organism: Nematolebias whitei (Rio pearlfish)
Lineage: Eukaryota; Metazoa; Chordata; Actinopteri; Cyprinodontiformes; Rivulidae
Gene: tfb1m
Product: transcription factor B1, mitochondrial
Exons: 8
Coding region: 4-1113 (369 amino acids)
Biological process (GO): transcription initiation at mitochondrial promoter; rRNA methylation
Cellular component (GO): mitochondrial matrix
Molecular function (GO): mitochondrial transcription factor activity; rRNA (adenine-N6,N6-)-dimethyltransferase activity
Source: RefSeq, a predicted model, not a curated record
GCUAUGACGCAUAAGGAAGCGUGUCGGAGAAAAAAAGGGUCACUCCUGAGAAACGUGGUGUUCAUCUGCACAAUGACAGCUUCAAAGAAAGUGGCAUCUUUGCGUUUGCCUCCAUUGCCCACAGUAGGGGAGCUGAUAAAGCUGUACAACCUGCGAGCUAAGAAACAGCUUUCCCAGAACUUUCUGCUGGACUUGAGGCUCACAGACAAGCUAGUGCGUCAGGCUGGCAAUUUGAGGGGUGCCCAUGUGUGCGAGGUGGGUCCUGGCCCCGGAGGUCUCACUCGCUCCAUUCUUAACACUGGAGUGGCAGAUCUGCUGGUUGUGGAAAAAGAUUCACGAUUCAUCCCUGGGCUGAAGCUGUUGUCUGAGGUAGCACCAGACAGGAUGAGGAUCAUCCAAGGUGACAUAUUAACUUACAGAAUGGAUAAAGGAUUCCCAGCAGAGGUCUCCAAGCCAUGGGAAGCAGACCCACCAAAUCUUCACAUCAUUGGAAACCUUCCAUUCAACGUGUCAACUCCUCUCAUUAUCAAGUGGCUUGAAAAUAUGGCCAACAGAACCGGGCCGUUCGCCUACGGACGCACACGACUCACACUCACUUUCCAGAAGGAGGUGGUAGAGAGGUUGACAGCCAGCACAGGCAGCAGACAGAGGUGCCGUCUGUCCAUCAUGGCUCAGUAUCUCUGCACCGUCCACAAGUGCUUCAUCAUCCCUGGGCAAGCCUUUGUUCCCAAACCAAAGGUGGACGUGGGAAUAGUUCACUUCACCCCACUGGUUCAGCCUCAGAUUCAACAGCCCUUCAAGCUGGUGGAGAAAGUCGUCAGGAACCUUUUCCAGUUCCGUAGGAAGCACUGCUACAAAGGACUAGAAAAGUUGUUUCCUGAGGAGUGUCGUGCAGAGCUGACGCAGGAGUUGAUGCAGAGGGCGGACGUGGACCCAGUUCUGCGACCCACAGAACUCACCAUACCACAUAUACGGGCUUUAUCGGAGGCCUACGCUCAUCUCUGCGCCCGUGAACCCAGUUUCUUCAGCUACGAGUUCAGAGAGGACCUCAGACUGAAGCACCUAGGCAUGGAUAAACAAAUGCCAGUGGAUUCGCUCAAGGAUUCAACCUAGAGUUUUCCUCAACUGGGUUGAGGAAAACUAUUGUAGGUGGGCAGAAGCAAAAAACGGAUAAAACCACGAGAAACCCAUUAAUAGACUCUUAGCAAAUGGAGACAACACAUUGCUCUUAGCUUUGACAUUUCCACCUGGCAUAGACAUGCAUUUUUAAACAUUCUUCCUGCACCCUGGGAGAAAUAAGCAAUUUGAAAUACAUGAAUAGUGUAAC